Diaporthe amygdali is the source of this 1221-nucleotide messenger RNA. RefSeq lists its product as uncharacterized. Bases 1 to 1221 code for a protein of 406 amino acids. Lineage: Eukaryota; Fungi; Ascomycota; Sordariomycetes; Diaporthales; Diaporthaceae. Gene Ontology annotation, molecular function: DNA-(apurinic or apyrimidinic site) endonuclease activity; DNA N-glycosylase activity; zinc ion binding. Gene Ontology annotation, biological process: base-excision repair. Gene Ontology annotation, cellular component: nucleus. The transcript is spliced from 5 exons. The record is from RefSeq and is a predicted model, not a curated record.
AUGCCUGAAAUUGCAGAAGUCGCGAGGUGUGUGCAUUUCCUCCGCCAGCACCUUGUGGGCAAGAGGAUCUCCAAGAUCCAGGCAGUAGAUGACAACAAUGUCUUUGGCAAGGUCGGCACGUCCGGCUCGGCUUUCGAGAAAGCACUCAAAGGCCGCACUGUCGAGGCUGCUGGCAGUCAAGGGAAAUAUUUCUGGCUCCAGCUUGAUCAGGCUCCACACCCGGUGAUGCACCUAGGGAUGACUGGCUGGGUUCAUAUUCAGAACGACCGCACUGCAUACACCAAUUACUACAAGAAGAUGAAUCCAGAGGAACAAGAGCAGUGGCCACCAAAAUACUGGAAAUUCCAGCUCGAGACUGAGGGCAGCCCAGCGGUCCGCAUAGCUUUCACUGAUCCCAGACGAUUUGGACGCAUCCGCCUCGUUGACUGUCCUGGUGACCAGAUUCGCAAGACCUCGCUGCUGGUGGAGAAUGGACCAGACCCGGUAGUCGACAAGGAUGUAUUCACAGAGCAGUAUCUGAGAGAGAAGAUGCGCAAGAAGCACGUGCCACUCAAGGCAUUCAUUCUGGACCAGGCCCUCAUAAGCGGCAUCGGCAACUGGGUCGCCGAUGAGAGUCUCUACCAGGCAAGAUUACACCCUGAGCAGUACUGCGACGAUUUCACCGACGCGGAGAUCAAGCGACUUCACGAAUCUAUCACCAAUGUCUGCCAGACAGCAUGCGAUUUGCUUGCCGACUCGGACCAGUUCCCCGACGAUUGGCUUUUCAAUCACCGAUGGGGAAAGGGCAAAAAGACCUCAAGCGCACUGCCCAAUGGGGAGAAAUUGGCUUUCAUCACGGUGGGUGGACGCACAAGCUGCUACGCACCGAGCCUCCAGAAGAAGACCGGUCUUGUCGCACCAGGUAUCAAAGAAGAGCCGCUGGAGAACGGGGACUCUGAAGAGAAGCCUAAAAAGCCCAGGGCUGGAAAGCAGAAGAAGCAAGAAACAGAUGACGCUAAAGAGCUGGCAAAGAAGACGAGGGCCAGGAAAACCGCGGUCGAGCCCGCGGAUGACGAUGACGAUGACGACCAGCGACCACGGAAGAAGAGCAGGGUGAAGCAAGAUGUCGUGAAGGGAAAGCCUUCGGCCUCUGGAUCAAAGACCGCGAAAAAGGAAAAUGGCAUCGCAGAAGAGAGCGGCACAGGCAGAAGGCGAUCAGCAAGGCUCAGCAGAGGUGCUUAG